GUUUAGCUUUUUUUUAAAAAACAUUAUGUAGGCCUAUUACUUUAGACUCGACAACUGCCUGCCGAAUAUAGAAACUAGCGGCGUUUCAGAAACACUUUUGACUGUCCUUGACUUUUCCCCCAGUGAAAGGUAUUAAUCUCGUGGUAAACAGACUUCUACGUGUACAACUAUACCAACGUCCCUUUUGGACCUGAGUGGAUAUUUUCAAAAUGUUUCGAGCAGCUGAUCGUUUGAAAGUUGUUCUACAGCAUUUGGAUCGGCCGAAUUCCCGAAUUAAAGCGUGUGCCACUUCAGCACAGGUUGCAGCCUAUACCCACCCUGUGGAAUUCCGCUACACUACCGACAGUGAUGUCCUUACCCCUGAGCAGAGACUCUUCUAUGAGGAAAAUGGGUUCCUUCUCAUUAAGAACUUGAUACCUGAUGAAGCCAUUGACCGCUUCAGAACUGAGUUUGAGAAGAUCUGCAGGAGGGAGGUGAAAGUCCCAGGGCUGUUGGUUAUGAGGGACGUCGCAAUCUCCAAAUCCGAGUUUCUUCCAGACCAGAGUGCGGUGUCCAAACUCCAGGAUUUCCAGGAGGACCAGGAACUCUUCAGAUACUGCACGCUGCCACAGAUUUUGAAGUAUGUUGAAUGCUUUACUGGACCCAACAUUAUGGCUAUGCACACCAUGUUAAUCAACAAACCUCCUGAUGCAGGGAAGAAAACAUCUCGCCACCCCAUGCACCAGGAUCUGCACUAUUUCCCGUUCCGGCCUGCUGACCACAUUGUGUGUGCCUGGACCGCCAUGGAGAGAGUGGACCGCAGUAAUGGGUGCCUGGUGGUACUGCCUGGAACUCACAAGGGGACGCUGAAACAGCAUGACUACCCUGACUGGGAGGGUGGAGUAAAUAAGAUGUACCACGGAAUUCGUGAUUACGAUCCAGACCAGCAGAGGGUUCACCUGGUGAUGGAAAAAGGUGACACUGUUUUCUUCCAUCCACUCUUAAUCCACGGAUCUGGAAUGAACCGCACCCAGGGAUUCAGAAAGGCAAUUUCCUGUCACUAUGCAAGUUCUGACUGUUAUUACAUUGAUGUAAAGGGAACCUCCCAGGAAAUCAUUGAACAAGAAGUCAAGGAAAUUGCUCAACGCAAGUACAACGCAGGUUCAGACAUCACACUACAGGAUACCUGGGCUGUCAGAGGGCGCCUUGUGAAGGGACAAAGGACCAUGCUGUGAGCGGAAUGGGAAAAAAGUCCUGUGUGAACUAAUCAUUUAAUUGAAACCUUGAGUGUGUGUUCAUUAAAAAAAAACGCCUUCAUGGUAAUGUUACACAUGAUUACUGAUUACACUGAUUGCACAUUACAAAUAAGUAAAUUAAUCCUUAAAGUUGCAAUUAUACAGAGUAUUUGUAACAGUACAUGAGAAUGCUUAUGAGAUGUUGGAAGGGUCGAGAAGCAACUGUAAGCACUUAAAUUGAAAUUUAAUUAAUCGUCAGGUCGUAAAAUACACAUGAAAUGCCUCUUAUGAUGAGCUAAGAUUAGGCUUUGUAAUGUAUGAAUGAUACAUAUUAUGAAUUGAUGCUCCCAUGCUUUUGUUUUAAAUUAAGUAGGAAAUCAUGUGGUGCCUCAUACAGUAGACACUUGUUAAUCUGAACCCUGGUAGUCCAAGUUGACCUAUAAUCUGUACCUUGCUAUCAUAGUGAAAUGCAUACUGAUAUUAAAUGUGGAAACCACACUUCAGUAUCAUAGUAUAUUGAUAAGUGCGUAAAACAUCAAUAUGUUUUAUUACUAAUUCUCCUCAAAUAUAAAAUUGUGUGGGUAUAAAAAACACAAUGUUACUGAUUACACAUUACAAAUAAGUAAAAGGUAUUGACAGUGUCGACCCAGGGGACUUUUUCGACCUGAAAAAAGAAACAAUGACUAGGGGUCACAAAUGGAGAUUAGAUAAAGGGGCAUUCAGAACAAAAAUAAGAGGCACAUUUUUACACAGAGAAUUGUGAGGGUCUGGAACCGACUCCCCAGUAAUUUGUUGAAGCUGACACCCUGGGAUCCUACAAGAAGCUGCUUGAUGAGAUUCUGGAAUCAAUAAGCUACUAACAACCAAACGAGCAAGAUGGGCCGAAUGGCCUCCUCUCAUUUGUAAACUUUCUUAUGUUCUUAUGUUUUUAAAUUAAAAACUUGAUUAAAAAACAAACAAACAAACAAAAAAAACUAAUCUGAACAGUUAGGCCCCAAUUGGUUUAGAUUAGCGAGAGAAUACUGUAAGAAAAAAAAAAAAAAAAAAAAUGUAUUUGAAUUACCAACACUUCUUAUAAUGUGUUACAAAGAAAGCUUUUAUUUCUUUCUAGUUUCUUGUUCAUGUUAGUGAAUAGGUCCAGGGAAUUCUGCACUUCAUUUUAAUAAGCUUCCUGUCAUACUGAAAUACUGUGCAUGAAAGUGAAUGCGCCAGAAGAAGAAUGUUAGUCAGACGAAGAUAUAUUUUGAGUUCUGUUAUAUUAGAUCUUUUAUAAUAAGUGGAAUACUGUGGAAAAACAAUGCCUUCAUUAAUAAAUAAAUAAAUAGUUGCUGUCAAUUAUAAUUUA
Molecule: messenger RNA, 2559 nt
Organism: Acipenser ruthenus (sterlet)
Lineage: Eukaryota; Metazoa; Chordata; Actinopteri; Acipenseriformes; Acipenseridae
Gene: phyh
Product: phytanoyl-CoA 2-hydroxylase
Exons: 9
Coding region: 210-1214 (334 amino acids)
Biological process (GO): fatty acid alpha-oxidation
Molecular function (GO): phytanoyl-CoA dioxygenase activity
Source: RefSeq, a predicted model, not a curated record